AUUGCUAUUCUUAAGAAGUAGAAAAUAUGGGUUUGAAAGGUAAGUUGAUUGCUUUAAUGGAGAUGAAGUGUGGAGGAGACUCAUUUUUUGAUAUUCUUCACACCAAUACUCAUUAUGUACCCAAUUUAAGUCCUACAAAUGUCGUUCAUUUUGGGAUUCAUGAAGGUGAAAUCAUAAAGCCUGGUUCGAUCGUUAGUUGGAAAUAUAACGAAGCUGGACAGGAAAUGUAUAUGAAGCAAUUAAUUGAAUCCGUCGAUACUCACAAGAAAUCAAUCAAAUGGAAAGUUAUUGAAGGAGAUCUAUUAAAGUUGUAUAAUUACUUUAAUGUUAUAACAUCUUGUGAAGGCCAGUGGACUACUUGGACUAUUGAAUAUGAAAAGAAAACUGAAGAUACUCCAGAACCCCUCGUUCACUUUGGUGUUGUCCUUGCCAUGAUCAAGGAUAUAGAAGGUCGCCUUGUCAAGAAAUAGUGUGUAUAUAUAUACACACACAUUAGAAAUAAGUGUGUUUGUAUGAUGAAUAAUUUGCGAGUUCUAGCUAGCAUGUGGAAUAAUAAAUAAUAUAAUGUCUAUGUGACUAUGUCCAUACACAUUAUAAGUAUGUGUGUGUUUGGUGAUGAAUAAUUUGCGAGUUCUAGCUAGCAUGUGGAAUAAAUAAUAUUGUUUUUGAUGAA
Molecule: messenger RNA, 673 nt
Organism: Solanum tuberosum (potato)
Lineage: Eukaryota; Viridiplantae; Streptophyta; Magnoliopsida; Solanales; Solanaceae
Product: kirola-like
Exons: 2
Coding region: 27-470 (147 amino acids)
Biological process (GO): defense response
Source: RefSeq, a predicted model, not a curated record